Molecule: messenger RNA, 151 nt
Organism: Striga hermonthica
Lineage: Eukaryota; Viridiplantae; Streptophyta; Magnoliopsida; Lamiales; Orobanchaceae
Source: the annotation of a GenBank genome assembly
AUGAAUCCACUUAUUUCUGCUGCUUCCGUUAUUGCUGCUGGAUUGGCUGUAGGGCUUGCUUCUAUUGGACCUGGGAUUGGUCAAGGGACUGCUGCGGGACAGGCUGUAGAGGGUAUCGCGAGACAGCCCGAGGCAGAGGGAAAAAUACGGG